AUGUCUGCGCAGGCUCCGACCGAUGCCCAUCUCAUGGGGCAAGAGAGCGACGGCGCCAAGGCGGCUGUCCGAGCACAGCGUGACCUUAAGCGAAAGAAGGACAGCCUACGCAAGUUGGAAAAGAAGAUGAAGUCCAUGAAGGCAGAUGACGCCAGCUAUGCGGAGGCGGCGGCGGAGUGUCGGGCGCUCAAGGAAGAGAUCGAUGCACUGGAGGCAGCCGUCGGGGACACGUCAGCCGGCGUGAAGAGUGGCGCCGCCGCCAAGAAAGCGGCGGAGAAAGUUGAAGCGGAGCCGGCGCGGCGAAACGAUAAGUUGAAGCCCCAGGCGAAGUGCGGGGCCGACGCUGCCGCGGACGGUGGCGCGGGGCGGGAAGCGGCGCCGCUGGGGG
Trypanosoma grayi is the source of this 388-nucleotide messenger RNA. Its product is annotated as translation initiation factor eIF2B delta subunit. The record is from RefSeq and is a predicted model, not a curated record. The annotation marks the transcript as partial. The transcript has a single exon. Lineage: Eukaryota; Euglenozoa; Kinetoplastea; Trypanosomatida; Trypanosomatidae.